AUGCGAUUAUCAUUUGGUACUUUGCUUUGGUACAUUUUAACAUUUUGUCAUAUUUUAUCAGCGCAAUUUUGGACAGAUGUUAAGCUAGAAGAAUUGAAAUGGUUAAAUGAUUGUGAUUUAAGUAAUACCUGCAUUCAACCAACACUUCAAUUACGUCUUAUCAAUAUACUCAAUAAUGAAACUAUCUCUAAAACUCUAAUUGUUAACUUUGAUAAACAACAGACAGGUAAAACUCAUUUAAUAUCAUAUUGGAGUGAAGGAACACCUGAUAUGAUAAUUUCAAGUAUUACUAUUAAUGGAAUUGAUCCUGAUUAUGAUUUCACAAGACUUUGUGAUACAACUGGAACUAUUUUUCUAUUUCGAUUAUCUCAAAUGAAAAAUAUGACCGAAAUGUCAGGUAUGUGUUUUAAAGCGCAGUUAGCUUUUACCAAUUAUUCCGAUCAAUGUUCACAUUUGAUUAAUUCGACAACCGUUCAAACAAAUCAAAACAUUUCUUCUCUGACAAUAACUACUGGCUGUUUAAUUACAUGUUUAAUGCUAAUUUAUAUUUCUUUCAUUAUAAAUCGUACUAUAAGAAUGGAAUCUAAAAAAGAUACACAAAUUAAACGAACAUCAAUAUCAAAAGCAUCGAUAUCAAAUGCUAUUUCAUUAAAUCCUACAAAAAAUUCCAGCAAUUAUGUAAAAUCACAAAUUUUACCGAUUAGUAUUGAAUCAGAAAAUGCGAAUUUAAUCAAACCUUCUACCAUUUUGUUUACUCCAAAGCAUAUAUUUUCUGCAAAUUCAUCAUUUUGUAGUUCAAUAUAA
This is a messenger RNA of Brugia pahangi, 804 nucleotides long. Lineage: Eukaryota; Metazoa; Nematoda; Chromadorea; Rhabditida; Onchocercidae. The record is from the annotation of a GenBank genome assembly.